AACUAAGACUCUGUCUCUUAAAAAAAAAAAAAAGUUGGGGCAGCGCCUGUGGCUCAAAGGGGUAGGGCGCUGAUCCCAUAUGCUGGAGGUGGCAGGUUCAAACCCAGCCUCAGUCAAAAACUGCAAAAAAAAAAAAAAAGUUGCAGAGCAGGGUGUGGUGGCUGACACCUGUACCCUAGCAGCCUGGGAGGCCAAGGUGGGUGGAUUGCUUGAGCUCACAGGUUUGAGACCAGCCUGAACCAGAGCGAGACCUCAUCUUUAAAAACAGCCGGGCUGGGCGGUACCUGUGGCUCAAGGAGUAGGGCACCAGCCCCAUAUGCCAAGGGUGACGGUUUGAGCCCAGCCCUGGCCAAAAACUGCAACAACAAUAAAUAAAUAAAUAAAAACAGCUGGGCAUUGUGGUGGGCGCCUGUAGUCCAGCUACUUGGUAGGCUGAAGCAAUAGAAUUGCUCAAGCCUAAGAGUUUGAGGUUGCUUUGCUAUAAGCUGUGAUGCCACAGCAUACUACCGAGGGCGACAAAGUGAGAAAAAGAAGAAAACAGAUGCAAUUAACAAAUGUUAACAAACAAGUAUCUUUUUCCAACUUUUCUUUUCCUUUUUUUUUUGAAACAGAGGCUCGUUUUGUCACCCUUGGUAGAAUGCAUUGGCAUCAGCUCACAGCAACCUCAAACUCCUGGGCUCAAGCUAUCCUUUUGCCUUAGGCUCCCAAGCAGAUGGGACUACAGGUACCUGCUGCAAUGCCCAGCUAGUUUUAGAGACAGAGUCUCACACUUGGUUAGGCUCAUCUGGAACACCUAAAGCUCAAGCAUGCCAUACACUUCAGCCUCCCAUAGGCCUCCCAGAGUGCUAGGAUUACUUACAGGUGUGAGCCACUGUGUCUGGCUUUUUUUUUUUUAAAUCAGAUUCCAGGGUUCCACUGCAAGUUGAAAUCAAUUCUAGUGCAUGCAGCCAAGGAACUUGCUUUUUAAACCAACACCACUACCUUUUUCCCUUCCUGGUCAGAGUCUAUGGUUUUAGAUUCUGGAAUCCUUUUGUACACUAUUCUCAAGGGGUUGUGGGAAGAAUGGCAGUGCCCAUUGCUGACAUCCGCCAGAGCGAUUUCCCCAUUUCCUUUGGAGAUGCUGGUUUCCUUUAGAUAUGGUCUCUGAUGGAGAGGGAGCUUCCUGUCGUCUGGUCCAGUUCAAUCUAUGUCUUGACUGAGAGGACUGUUUCUCCUUCAGCACAUGGGAAAUUUGUGUCCCUAGUAUCACCAGCCUCAGAGGUCCCUAAGCAUAUAGAGCUUGCCAGGGACCAUGCAAAAUACUUCUUACCAGUUAUCAUGCUUCACCCAGCCCUACAGACAGGAUAAAUAGUUUUAGAGAAGUCACUGACUCACUCAAGGCCACACAGCUCUUAAGUGUCAGAGUUAGGAUUUGAGCCUGGGUCCCUUUGAUGUCACCUCUUGAAUUCAGAAUAACUGACAGGAAGCCAUCAGGGAAGGAGGAAAGCACAUAUGAGACACUCUUGAACACAAUUCCAGAUUAGAGAAGCUCCUCUAAUCCGGCAGGAAUUUCCUGGGAAGCCCAAAGUCCCUAGGAUUUUUGUUUUAGUAAGAAUGAAUUACUUAUUACUGCCCUAAUAAGAGCAGUCAAGCCACUUCAUUUCCUCUGCCUUCAUAGCAAAAGCAAAUUAAGCAAUUAUGUGGUUUGUUUGCUGUUCUUGUUAUAAGGAAUACACUUCCCCCAAAUCUUCCCACAGCUGGCUCAACCUCCAGCCUUUAGUAAGCUAAAAUAAUCCCUGAUGUUUCUUCCACACACAGACAUACAGUGUCUUCAUUUUUGCUUCACAACUUAAAAUAACCUGAAAUUACAUAUAUAUUUCUUUGGCCCCUCCCUGCAGUUCUAGAUUUUUUUCUCCUUUGCUUGCUGCUGUGUUCACAGUAUCUCAAUCUCUGCCUGUUUAGUAUUCAAUUAAUACUUAUUGUUCAAUUAAUACUUGUUGACUGAAUGCACAAGAUCUGUCAGGUGGAGGUCCCCAGUCUUGUGUGUGGACCUGGCUGGGCCUGGGAGGAUUUGCUUAGUCCCAUCCAUGGCUCAGUCCCUUCCUAUGGCAGAUUCAAGGCUGGGUUAAUAAUAUUGUCCACUCUGCUUCCAACCCUCAAGCCAGCUGGAUCUCAGGGAGAAGAAAGAUCCCACAGCCAGCAGGGCCUGGCCAGGACCCCAGGCUGAGAUUUUCAGGACAGAGACAGCCAGACAAAUCCAAGGGACACACAGUACAGGCAGCCCCAGGGUCUGGGGCAUGAGUGAAAACUAAGACCAAGAAGGCCCCUCUACAGGUCUGGGUGGUAGCCUGUGGCUCAAGCAGCUAAGGUGCCAGCCACAUACACCUGAGCUGGCAGGUUCAAAUCCAGCUCAGGCCGCCAAACAACAAUGAUGGCUGUAACCGAAAGAUAGCCAGGUGUUGUGGCGGGCGCCUGUAGUCCUGGCUACUUGGGAGGCAGAGGCAAGAGAAUCGCUUGAGCCCAGAAGUUGGAGGUUGCUGUGAGCUGUGAUGCCAUGGCAUUCUACCCAGGGCGACAGCUUGAGGCUCUGUCUCAAAAAGAAAAAAAAAAAAGGUCUGGGUGGUAGUUUGAAGCAGGAAGAGAGGUGGCAAGGAGGUGGCAAGGUCUCAGUGUCUCCUUCUUGACUGGGCUGGGCAGGUCCCAGACUGUCUAAUCUAUCUCUCCCUGCAGUCUUCUGAGCCCACAGUCCUUGAUGGGAGGCAGGCACAGCUCUACCUACUUGUUUUUCUUUUUUCUUUUUUUUUUUUUUUGUAGAGACAGAGUCUCACUUUAUGGCCCUUGGUAGAGUGCCAUGGCAUCAUACAGCUCACAGCAACCUCCAACUCCUGGGCUUAAGAGAUUCUCUUGCCUCAGCCUCCCAAGUAGCUGGGACUACAGGCGCCUGCCACAACGCCUGGCUAUACUUGUUUUUCUUGAUUAUUUUUGAGCAGUUUCCGGCCCUCUCCCCAAGGUUCUUGGGUCUCACAGUUUCCAGGAAGUCCUGUCACACAAGGGGGGAGUGACAAGUCCCCUUAGCCCCAGGGCAAUGCCAUGUGGACCAAGUUGGGUCCUGGUAACCCAAAAUAAAGAAGAGAAAGGACCAAACCUUCCCCCCACGGUGAGAACCCCAGGCAGAGCCACCCGUAGGGCGCAGAGGAGGAGAGGGCCGUAUCUUGGCCCUGUACCCUAGGUCAAGUAGCUAAGGGUGCUGCUCUCAGAGGUUGGCUGAAUAGGGGUCCCAGUUUCAGGGGGUGGGCAACGAAAUGGGUGGCCAGCACCCCUAGCACAGGGUGGGGAAAGUUUUUCAAUUGUUUCCAGCUUCCAAACUGUCCCCUCACCAGAGACGCCCUUGUUUCCACCUUUUCCAGAAUGCCGGCCAGAACUGGUGGGCUCCCACUCAGAUAUUCGGUCUGUCAAGGCUUGCCUCAGUUUCCCCAUUGGGCCCAAAGCAGGAAAUGGCUACUUCUGGGAGAGAUGUGGGCAGGAAGAAGUGGAUAAAGGGGAUUGGAAGAGGAGGGGGCUUUGGGGAGGUCGGAGUCCUGUCCCUUUUCUGAGAGCCUGUCGCCGCGCCUCCCUUCCCCCGCCCGCCAUCUGAGCCGCCCAGAUAACGGGACCUCCCCAGGCAGAGCAUGCGCUGUGCUCCCUGGCCCAUCAGCCAUACUGGGAGCUGGGGCUCUCGAGAGGAGACGUGGAGUGAUCUGGCUGGAGCAGGAGGAUUUGGAUUUGAACCGCGUAGAAUGCAGAGGCCGGAGGACAGAGGGGACCUCCGAUGGCAGCGCGGGAAGAAGGAAGCGGUGCUGCAGUCUCCUCCCGGCACUCCCUCCCCACCUCCUAAAUCCGCCGGCUGUCACCAUGUCCGCUUCGGCCGUCUUCAUUCUAGACGUCAAGGGCAAGGCCUUGAUCAGCCGCAACUACAAGGGCGAUGUGGCAAUGAGUGAAAUCGAACACUUUAUGCCUCUGCUUGUGCAGCGGGAAGAGGAAGGUGCCCUAGCCCCUCUGCUGAGUCGUGGCAAAGUUCACUUCCUGUGGAUCAAACACAGCAACCUCUACUUGGUGGCCACCACACUGAAGAAUGCCAAUGCCUCCAUGGUGUACUCCUUCCUCUACAAGGCUGUGGAGGUAUUCUGUGAAUACUUCAAGGAACUGGAGGAAGAGAGCAUCAGAGAUAACUUUGUCAUUGUCUAUGAGCUGUUGGAUGAGCUCAUGGACUUCGGCUUUCCCCAGACCACCGACAGCAAGAUCUUGCAGGAGUACAUCACACAGCAGGGAAAUAAGCUGGAGACAGGCAAGUCACGGGUGCCACCAACUGUCACAAAUGCUGUGUCUUGGCGCUCUGAGGGCAUUAAGUACAAGAAGAAUGAGGUCUUUAUUGAUGUCAUAGAGUCUGUCAACCUGCUGGUCAAUGCCAAUGGCAGCGUCCUGCUAAGCGAGAUCGUGGGCACCAUCAAGCUCAAGGUCUUUCUAUCCGGAAUGCCAGAGCUGCGACUUGGCCUCAAUGACCGUGUGCUCUUUGAGCUCACUGGCCUUUCAGGCAGCAAGAACAAGUCUGUGGAGCUGGAAGAUGUCAAAUUCCACCAGUGUGUGCGGCUCUCGCGCUUUGACAACGACCGCACCAUCUCCUUUAUCCCUCCUGAUGGUGACUUUGAACUCAUGUCUUACCGCCUCAGCACGCAGGUUAAACCACUGAUCUGGAUUGAGUCUAUCAUUGAAAAGUUCUCUCACAGCCGUGUGGAAAUCAUGGUCAAGGCUAAGGGGCAGUUUAAGAAGCAGUCAGUGGCCAACAGUGUGGAGAUCUCUGUUCCGGUACCCAGUGAUGCUGACUCCCCACGCUUUAAGACUAGCGUGGGCAAUGCCAAGUACGUGCCGGAGAAGAAUAUCGUUAUUUGGAGUAUUAAAUCCUUCCCGGGGGGCAAGGAAUACCUGAUGCGAGCCCACUUUGGGCUCCCCAGCGUGGAGAAGGAGGAGGUGGAGGGCCGGCCUCCCAUUGGAGUUAAAUUCGAGAUCCCCUACUUCACUGUCUCUGGGAUCCAGGUUCGAUACAUGAAGAUCAUUGAGAAAAGUGGUUACCAGGCUCUGCCCUGGGUUCGUUACAUCACCCAGAGUGGAGAUUAUCAACUUCGCACCAGCUAGAAGUGAGAAGCGAUUGGAGCUUAAAUGUGGGGCUUCUCUCUCUACUAAGGCCCUGCAGCAGAUUGUACAGAGGGAGAGAAGAUGGGGUGUGUAUGUGUCUUGAGUCUGGUGUCUGUUAAGUCUGGCAGGUCCCUGACUUAGCAGUUUCUCGCUCCCAGUACUUGUCCCCCUUCUUGCCUCUUCCUUUUUCCACAGCCUGGGAGGGAUGGUCUCUCCGCCUUCCUUACUCUUGGGGCUUUCCUCCCUCUCAAUUUCAUGUGAAGAAAUCAAAGAGGGGCUUGAAGUCCCCCUCAUGAGUGCCUUCUUGCAAUGACCCGCCUUAAUGGUUGUUGGGGGUCCCUCCCUCCUUUAUAGCUGCUGAAUUAAAACCCACUCCUCUGAGUUUUAGGAUGUUAUUAAAAAGAUG
Molecule: messenger RNA, 5554 nt
Organism: Nycticebus coucang (slow loris)
Lineage: Eukaryota; Metazoa; Chordata; Mammalia; Primates; Lorisidae
Gene: AP1M2
Product: adaptor related protein complex 1 subunit mu 2
Exons: 13
Coding region: 3871-5148 (425 amino acids)
Biological process (GO): intracellular protein transport; vesicle-mediated transport
Cellular component (GO): clathrin-coated vesicle; clathrin adaptor complex
Molecular function (GO): clathrin-cargo adaptor activity
Source: RefSeq, a predicted model, not a curated record